This is a messenger RNA of Schistosoma margrebowiei, 972 nucleotides long. Lineage: Eukaryota; Metazoa; Platyhelminthes; Trematoda; Strigeidida; Schistosomatidae. The record is from the annotation of a GenBank genome assembly.
AUGUUACCGAAAUUAAAUAAACGAGUUAUACAGUAUGGAAUACUUAUUAUAAGUUUAUUGGUGAUAAUAUCUGGAAGUUCAAUCCUUAUCUAUUUUGUCUUAAAGAAUAAACAAGCGCCAAAGAAUUUGGCAAUUUAUCUUCCGAACAACACUAGCAACUCAACUAUCUCAAAUGCUUGUCAUGAUUUUUACCAGUUUGCUUGUGGAGAAUGGGAAAACCAAAAUCAUUUGAUUAAUGAAGACGCUAGUUUGAAUGCAUUUAAUAAAAUGGAAAUAAUGACCGAUCAUUACUUCUGGAAAAUAAUUGCUGAUGAAUCCUACGACAUAGAAGAUUCACAUCUACAAAAUGCUCGAAAGUUUUACAAAUCUUGCGUAUUCACUCGUAACUGGAAAACAGCUCAAUUAGCUUAUCAAUCAUUAAUACGUGAUCUAUUUGGUGGAUGGGAAUUAAUACCGUCAAUUUCAACAGAUACUAAAGAAAUGAAUCUAACUGAGCUAUUUCUACCAAUAAUAAGUCAAACUGGUAAUUCACUUUUAUUUUCAAUAAAUAUCAGGCAGGAUAUAUUCGCCAUAAAUAUUUCACCAGGUCGGAUGGGAUUAAAUCCUGCUUCAACACAAGCUGUUAUGGAACAAUUCGAAGAGAGUUAUUACAAGCUUGCAUUUGGAAUAGGAGUACCUUAUUUUGAGCAAUCACAGUUAACAAUUGCUUUUCAAAUGUUGGUCGAUUUGAACACUAAGAUAACGGUUACACAAGGACUUCAUGUGGACGAGUUAAAUGAAAUUAUUUCAAUGAAGGAACUGAUAUCCAUUUGUCCUCAGAUCGACUGGAGUUAUUUAUUAAAAGAAUUACUACAACAAACUGGAUAUAAAAAAUCCAAGAAACUGUCAAUCCUUAUAGGAGGACGAUAUCAAAUUAAACAUCGUUGCGAAUUAUAUGGUGAUGUAAUAAAAACAAAAAAAGAUAAAAGGUGA